Molecule: messenger RNA, 1519 nt
Organism: Cucurbita maxima (winter squash)
Lineage: Eukaryota; Viridiplantae; Streptophyta; Magnoliopsida; Cucurbitales; Cucurbitaceae
Product: GDSL esterase/lipase At1g54790-like
Exons: 4
Coding region: 123-1337 (404 amino acids)
Molecular function (GO): hydrolase activity, acting on ester bonds
Source: RefSeq, a predicted model, not a curated record
UCUUUUUGCUUACUGCACACUGAACUUCUGACCCACCAUUACCAACCAUACCUUCAAAGCCAUGAUUUUCUCUAUACCCAUUUCUUCUUCUCCUUCACCCUACUCCCCUUCCACCACCGUCCAUGGCGCCCCUCACCCAUCUCCUCCUCCUCCUCUGCGUUUCCGCCGCCACAUCUAACCCUUUCUCCCGCCCCGCGGUUUUCAACUUCGGCGACUCCAACUCCGACACCGGUUGCGUUGUCGGUGCUGCCAUUGAGAACAUCUACCCCCCCUACGGCCACCGCUUCUUCGGACAUCCCUCCGGGAGAUACUCCGAUGGUCGCCUCAUCGUUGAUUUUCUCUUGGAUGCGAUGGAUAUGCCUUACUUGAAUGCGUAUCUUGAUUCCCUUGGCGCACCAAAUUUUCGUAAGGGGUGCAAUUAUGCGGCUGCAGGCUCGACUAUUCUUCCCGCAACAGCUACUUCUUUUUGCCCUUUUUCAUUUGGGGUUCAGGUGAAUCAGUUUCUUCAUUUCAAAGCUAAAGUUCUUGAGCUCCGAGCAGGCAAAGGUGGUAAGAAACUUGAUAAGUACCUACCAGCUGAUGAUUACUUCCAGAAGGGACUUUACAUGUUUGAUAUUGGGCAGAAUGAUCUUGCUGGUGCAUUUUAUUCCAAAACUUUGGACCAAAUUCUUGCCUCUAUACCUGCAAUUUUAUCUGAAUUUGAGAGUGGAGUUCAGAAACUGUACGACGAAGGGGCGAGAAAUUUUUGGAUUCACAACACGGGUCCUUUAGGAUGCUUGGCUCAGAACGUUGCUAAAUUUGGAACAGACCCAUCAAAGCUUGAUGAAUUUGGAUGCGUCAGUUCACACAACCAAGCCGCCAAACUCUUCAAUUUACAGCUUCAUGCUCUCUGUAAAAAACUGCAGGGCCAAUAUGCAGAUGGCAACGUCACAUACGUCGAUAUCUACUCGAUAAAAUCGAAUCUCAUCGCCAAUUAUUCACGACUCGGUUGGCCGUCUUGCUGCACUUUAGCUUCAUUUUCUGUCAAUCCUGUAAAAUCUGAUGACUUGCUGCAUUUUGACAUGGCAGGUUUUGAGCAACCUAUUAUGGCUUGUUGUGGAUAUGGAGGUCCACCGCUCAAUUACGACAGUCGAAUCGUGUGCGGACACACAAAGAUGUUGAACGGGACGUUGGUGACGGCGAAAGGGUGCGACGAUAGCUCGGAGUACAUCAAUUGGGACGGAAUUCAUUAUACAGAAGCUGCAAAUCAGUAUGUUUCAUCACAAAUACUUACCGGAAAAUAUUCUGAUCCACCCUUCUCAGAAAAAAUGCCAUUCCUUCUCAAACUCAAGUUCUAGUUGGCCUUACUUACACAUGCAUACAUCCCACAACUGAUAACUCAUUUGUAUGUCUAAAUGGAAGCAUUCAUGUGGAGUUUAGAACUAUGAUUUGAUAUUAAGUGCUUACUUUAAAUGAUAUGGCCGAAACAGACGUGAUACCAUGAAGAUUUUUCAUAAUAAAGCAGACGAUAAUGAAUUAA